Messenger RNA from Abrus precatorius (Indian licorice), 372 nucleotides. RefSeq lists its product as uncharacterized. Lineage: Eukaryota; Viridiplantae; Streptophyta; Magnoliopsida; Fabales; Fabaceae. The record is from RefSeq and is a predicted model, not a curated record. The coding region runs from base 1 to 372 and encodes 123 amino acids. The transcript is spliced from 2 exons.
AUGACAUCAUCUUUAUCGCAGAGUAGGGUUUUAAAUCCUGAUCUGGAGGAUCGUUCAUUAUUGAGGUAUCAGUCUAUUCACGUAUCAGAGCAUAUUUGGGAUGGACGUGAGCACCCAGUUUUAAAGGUGAGAAGGAGUCACUUCAUACCGGCUGACAUGGAAGGGGUUCCAGUGGAGAUACUUCCUCAUCUAAUCUUAGCUGGAUUUGUUGGAGUAGCUCAGUUGACAUGCUUUCCUAUUGAUCGACAUCUUAUUACAGCCUUGACAGGGUUUCGUAUAGAUGGAAAGGUAAUGAUUGCAGCUGUAGGAGGUGAUAAGACACAAAUUGUAGAAGAUUUGCUUGGUAUUAGACCACCUGCUGAUGCAUUUUAA